Molecule: messenger RNA, 2048 nt
Organism: Linum trigynum
Lineage: Eukaryota; Viridiplantae; Streptophyta; Magnoliopsida; Malpighiales; Linaceae
Source: the annotation of a GenBank genome assembly
GACAAAAUUGAAAAAUAUAUUAGUUGAAAAGGUUCUAAUUCCCCUCCUCUUCAAUCACAAUUAUUCAAAUGUAAAAUUUUUUAGUCCCUCAUUCCAAAUUUUUUUAUUUCGCCACUGUAUACAAAUUACCAGCAAUCGUUCAAACUGGAAAAGUCGGGGCCAUAACUAUGGCCAUGUUGAAGAGAAGACAGCACGAUCCCUCAAAAUGUCAUUGUCGUCCCUCCACCCACAUGACAACAAACUAUAAUAUAACCCUCUCCCUACCCUUUCCGAGCUAACUUUUUGCUCUCUCCUUCAUCCAAUUUAAUGGCGGACUUCCCUUCCAACGAGCCAUAGCUUGUUACUGCUCAACCUAGCUAGCUAAAUCACGGGCAAAUGCCCACUUUCUGCGCCACUAUAUAACCCUAUCAAGUUCACCAAGCUCAGCAUAACACUAAUUCUACCACUAGAACUAUCUACCUCUUCCCUCUCUCUCUCUUUCCUCUUCCUCUCUCUUUCCUCUUCUCCGCAAUGGCAAUGGCAAUGUCAACGGUUUCCGGCCUGGUCGUGGCGGCGAUGGCCGUUUUGGGGUGCGGUUUGAUGGCAGCCCAGGUAGCUGACGCUAGGGCGUUUUUCGUGUUCGGCGAUUCGCUGGUCGACAAUGGCAACAACAAUUACUUGGCCACCACGGCUCGCGCAGACUCGCCUCCGUACGGGAUCGAUUCCCCCUCCGGCCGCCCCUCCGGCCGCUUCUCCAACGGCCGCAACAUCCCUGACUUCAUCAGUGAAGCACUAGGGUCGGAGCCCACAUUGCCGUACCUGAGCCCAGAGCUCACCGGCCAAAAGCUCCUCGUCGGUGCCAACUUCGCCUCCGCCGGCAUCGGGAUCUUGAACGACACUGGAGUCCAGUUCGUGAACAUAAUAAGGAUGUACCAGCAGUUCCGGUACUUCGAGCAGUACCAGGCCCGGCUGGCGGCCCAGAUCGGGCCCGCUCGAGCCCAGCAGCUGGUGAACCAGGCCCUGGUGCUCAUCACCGUCGGCGGCAACGACUUCGUGAACAACUACUACCUGGUCCCGUUCUCGGCCCGGUCGCGCCAGUACGCACUCCCGGACUACGUCAACUACCUCAUCUCCGAGUACAAGAAGCUCCUCCAGAGGCUCUACGACCUCGGGGCCCGCCGCGUCCUGGUGACCGGCACCGGCCCACUGGGCUGCGUCCCCGCCGAGCUGGCCAUGAGGGGAGCCGGCAACGGCCAGUGCGCCAUCGAGCUGCAGCGGGCCGCGGCCCUGUUCAACCCGCAGCUGACUCAGCUGAUCGGCGAGAUGAACGCCGAGCUUGGUGAGGGCGUGUUCACUGCGGCGAAUACUAGGAUGAUGACCAACGACUUCAUCAGCAAUCCCGGGGCUUAUGGGUUUACGGAUUCAAAGGUGGCUUGUUGUGGACAGGGGCCUUACAACGGGCUGGGCCUGUGCACGCCGGCAUCGAACUUGUGUCCCAAUCGAGAUGUGAACGUCUUCUGGGAUGCCUUCCAUCCCUCGGAAAGAGCAAACAGCUUCAUCGUCCAACAAAUCUUGAACGGCUCUCCCGAAGUUAUCUCUCCGAUGAAUCUCAGUACCAUUUUGGCCAUGGACAACAACAGGUCUUAAUAUAUAAUGGGUUGUCGACUUUCUAGUUUUUUCUUUUUCGUUUAUAUCUAAGUUAGCUUCCAGCAUGUGUCGUGGUGGAGCAACUAUGGGCUAUAUAACUAUGAGGGGGAAUAAAAGUUUGCAGCACCUCCAUUUUGGAUGUCUGGGCUGGCUUUUUCUCUAGGGGGACAAUUCCCUGUCGUGAAAAAGAUCAGGCUUCAUGAUGUAAUUUGCUUCGGUUUUAGUUGUUUGGUGAUUUGAUUUUGGUUGUAAUUUGCUUAAUCUCUCUUGAUCUAGAUGUACUCGCUACUUCUUCCAUUAUAAGACAACGUAAUAUUCUUAUAUUCCACCACGAAACACGUACAAGGCUGAGUAUACAGAUCAGUCUCUCUCUCUUGGUGCGCGUACGAUUUUGAUGGAACAGAUAAAGGAAUUUAUGGAUG